Molecule: messenger RNA, 1235 nt
Organism: Ciona intestinalis (vase tunicate)
Lineage: Eukaryota; Metazoa; Chordata; Ascidiacea; Phlebobranchia; Cionidae
Source: RefSeq, a predicted model, not a curated record
ACAUAACAUUGUAUGUUGGAUAAUUUUCAAUAUUUAUUCUGUUGUAGAAAGUUUAGGAAAUGUUGGGGGACAGUUUGUUGAUUGUUUUUAUUUCUAUUGUGACAGCUCUGCUGGCUGAAGGUUUAACAUGGCUUAUGGUUUAUCGAACCGAAAAGUUCAAGAAACUAAAAAGUGAAGUGGAUAAACAAAGUAAAAAAGUUGAAAAACGUAAAGAACUCUUGGGUGAGUCGGUCAACAAAAACCAGAAACGACGUUUGGAACUUGAAGAAGAGAAAUUAAAAAGUAACAAUCGCGAUUUAUCGGCAGUGCGCAUGAAGUCAAUGUUCGCUAUCGGGUUUUGUUUCACUGCGUUGCUGGGAACACUGAGCUCUGUGUUCGAAGGUAGAAUUGUUGCUAAGUUACCAUUUGUACCGCUUGGUUUAUUACAAGGUUUAUCACACAGAGGUUUGAUGGGGAAUGAUUAUACAGAUUGUUCAUUCAUUUUCCUUUAUAUAUUAUGCACAAUGUCAAUUAGACAGAAUAUUCAGAAACUCCUUGGAUUUGCUCCGUCACGAGCUGCAGCCAAACACGGGGGUGGAGGGUUAUUUCAACCACCACAAACCACCAAGUAACAAGCUAUUACCAACCACUAAGGUUGUAUUGAAUUAUGACUGGGAUUUGGUGCAUUUUAUGUAAUAAUCGUAAUUCAAAACUGCUCAAACUACUAAGUAAUACAAUACAACUUAUUAUACUGAAUUACCACUGGGAUUUGGUGCGUUUUAUGCAAUAAUCGUAGUUCAAAACUGAUGAAACUAUAAAGUAAUACAAGUUAUUAUAUUGAAUUAUAACUGGAAUGUCUAUGUUGUAGUGGAUACAGAUUAUUGUAGAUUAAAACAAAACUGGGAUAUUGCAAGAUUGCAAGUUUGCAACAAUGACAGUCUAUUUUCAUUCAUUACUGGGAUUUGGUGCGUUUUAUGCAAUAAUUGUAAUUCAAAACUGCUCUUUUACACCAUUAUAUUGAAUUAAUAAAUUCUACCCAGGAAUAAGUGCAUCGUUAUUGCUUUUUGCACCGCUAGUCUACAUUGAAAUAAUAAGAAGAAUUAGUGCUUAUGGUGUAACAACUAUAUUCAUAAUCAUUAUACAAAGCUACUUAUAUGUAAGUCCAUAACAAAGGGAUUAUUUAGGCAAUAUGAUGUCACAAUGCGACUAUGUUACUAAGGUGUUGUUUGUGAUGUAAUAAAUUUAAUUCUAAAAUA